UUCACUCGCAGAAAGUUAGUUUGCUUUAGUUCAGUGGUGGAUUCCUCAUGGAAAUGAAGCAGUUACUAAAAGUUGCUCCUCUUCUCGCUGUGGCAUUGAUUGCACUUCCAACUUGUCGGAGUGAUGAGAGAAUAGGCAACGCUAUUUUGAAAUCUUUGGAUUAUUCAAAUUACGCAUCCCAAUGCCAAAAGCUUAUAAUCAAACUGGUCGAAAAAAGUAAAGUUCAAAGUUGCCUCACAAUUAUAACCGAUGGAUUCCAUGAGGAAAUUUGGGGAACGCCAUUCUUUAAAAAACAGCCCCAUCUGGUUAGUCACUUCAUUAUCCGUAUUCACGACUCCGAAGACAUGUUGAAUCCCGACUAUAAGACAGUUCGAGUAUUAAAGGAGGUCAGGAGAAAGAAUUGUGAACUUAUCUUCAUCUUCAUUUUAAACGGUAUUCAAGCCAAACGCUUCCUAAUAUUCAUGGAUGAGCACCGGGUCCUGAAUACACGAUCGAAAUUUAUUUUACUAUACGAUCAUCGGAUCUUCACGAAGGACGUGAAUUAUAUUUGGCGAAGGAUUUUGUCAGUAAUAUUUGUUAGAACUAUAGACAGUCAAAAUGAUUUGAAGGAGCAAAAUAUGAUUGGAUUUGAACUGAUAACAGUGCCUUUUCCGAAUAUCUUCAAGGGGACGUUUGUUGGAAAAAGUUUAGGUAUUUGGUUCAAUGGAAGGCUGGUUAAGAAAGACAAAUUGUUCUUUGACAAGACAAGUAACCUUCAAGGCCAUGAACUCAAAGUCGUUGCUUUUGAGCAUAUUCCAAUGGUACUCAAGAAAACUAGUGCCUUUAACGAAUAUGCAGGGGUUGAGGUGGAAAUAGUAAAAGCUAUUUCUCAGGUGAUGAAUUUCACGGCAUUAUAUUACCAGAGCCAUGAUACAACUGAUGAAAAAUGGGGUAGAAAAUUAUUGAAUGGAAGCUACACUGGCCUUCUUGGAGAAAUGGUUAGACGGCAGGCCGACAUUGCCGUUGCUGAUUUGCACCUAAACCAAUAUCACUUGGAUCUAAUGGACUUGAGCAUUCCACAUUCGAGUGAAUGCUUAACCUUCCUAACACCUGAGUCAACUACAGAUAAUUCGUGGAAAACCUUCAUCUUGCCACUAAGUGUUAAUAUGUGGACGGGGGUAUUGGUUUCAUUAUUUUUUGCUGGCGCAGUGUUCUACGCGAUUUCUUGUAUUCAUCGCUCUAUAAUUUACGGGAAACCCAUAAUGAAUCCCUUAGCAGUCUUCAGGAUAGGCCGGAAAUUCCACUGUGAAAAUACUGAAAGACCUUCAGAAAGGAAUGUUGAGCAACAAAGACAUAAUUACAGGAGUGACAUAUUUGAUACUUUCUCAAACUGCCUGCUACUGACUUAUAGUAUGCAAUUACAAGUAGCGCUACCAAGGAUGCCGCAUGAUUGGCCUUUACGCUUAGUAACUGGAUGGUAUUGGACCUAUUGCAUUCAGGUUGUCGUAAUUUACAGAGCCAGUUUGACUGCUAUUUUAGCCAAUCCAUCACCAAGGAUAACAAUUGAUACGCUUGAUGAAUUGGCAGACAGCUCUCUAAUUAUUGGUGCGUGGGGUGCCCAAAACAAAGAUUUUUUCAACGCAGCUUUUGACGAGACCGCCCAGAAGAUUGCAGAUAAGCUUGAGCAAAUUGAUGAUCCAGAUAAAUCCGUGCAACGAAUCGCUAAUGGGAAGUAUGCAUAUUACGAUAACGAGUACUUUUUAAGAAAUCUUCGGUUGGAACGUACACUUGAAAUCAAGAAAGAUGACGGAGAAGUCUUGCAUAUAAUGAAAGAAUGUGUCUUAAAUGUCCCAGUAUCUAUUGGACUUGAGAAGAAUUCACCGCUCAAGCCAAAUAUUGAUAAAUAUCUUAGACGAUUGAUCGAAGCAGGUCUCACGGAUAAAUGGUUGAAAGAUUCAACGAAACAUCUAUUAGCCGAGGAACAACCGCCUGCCGAAGCUCUCAUGGAUCUGAAGAAAUUCUGGAGUUCUUUAGUUGUUUUACUGUUUGGUUAUUUGAUGGCACUAAUCGUUCUUAUCGGUGAAUGUUUGCAUUUCAAGUUGAUUGUUAAGACGCACCCUAUGUACGAUCGUUAUAAUCCAAGGGCGUACUAUCAGUUCAUGGAGCAUCGACAUUGAUAUUUUGCGUUAAUUUUUAAUAAAUUGAGCUUGUAGCUGACUAGAAGUUUUAGAUCGGGCGUUUUUCUUGUGGAGAAAUAUCAUAUUUCCGAGAUAACAAGAAAAAAUUUGCAAAAUGGAG
Messenger RNA from Hermetia illucens (black soldier fly), 2277 nucleotides. It is a transcript of the gene Ir68a, whose product is annotated as probable glutamate receptor. Bases 48 to 2156 code for a protein of 702 amino acids. NCBI's taxonomy places the organism in Eukaryota, Metazoa, Arthropoda, Insecta, Diptera, Stratiomyidae. The record is from RefSeq and is a predicted model, not a curated record. Gene Ontology annotation, cellular component: membrane. The transcript is spliced from 8 exons. Gene Ontology annotation, molecular function: glutamate-gated receptor activity.